Messenger RNA from Copidosoma floridanum, 744 nucleotides. RefSeq lists its product as uncharacterized. Lineage: Eukaryota; Metazoa; Arthropoda; Insecta; Hymenoptera; Encyrtidae. The record is from RefSeq and is a predicted model, not a curated record.
AUGGCACCCGUAGCUCUGAGAAAGCAGGCGGCCCGCGAGGCUAAAAUAAAAAGCAUCCACGAGCGAUUGAUCGCGAAGCCACGUGAGUCACUUACGAGAGACAUUGUGAAGGCCCGACUCGAUGCCAUCAAGGAGGUAUGGACUGAGGCGCGAAAAACCAACGCGGAUAUAGUCAUUCGAGAUGAUGUUGAGGCGGACGCGUACAUCACGGAUAAAUUGUUCGAGCGUAUGCAGGGCGUGUAUGAGGGUUCUUUGGACGAGAUGCUUAUGAUGCUUGCCCCUUUCGAAAAGGACGCUGAUAGCAGCAUUUCAGAUGCGGGCUCGGAGUCGCGUGUCGUGAGGCUGCCUCGACUCCCGCUGCCUACCUUUUCGGGCGCAUACGAAGAAUGGGCGAGCUUCUGCGAUUUAUUCACUUCGCUGGUGCAUAAUGACUCCCGCUUAUCAGACGCCACGAAGCUUCAAUACUUGAAGUUGUGCUUGACGGGCGGGGCCGCGGAGCUCAUCAGGGACGUGUCGACAACGAACGCGAAUUACGUGGGUACAUGGAAAGCGUUGAGGACUCGGUACAAUAACCCGCGCUUAAUAGUCAACAAGCUACUUAGGUCAUUCAUGGAGAUUCCGAGCACGAGAGUAGAGCCGGCGACUACCAUGCGAGCGUUCGUUGAUGAAUCGCAGCGUAUUGUUCGGGCUUUGGAAAACUUGCAAUUGCCAGUCGGGCACUGGAACGUGUGGCUAGUAUUUUGA